AUGCUUGGGGCCGGCACGUUGUUUAUUGGGAUUGCUGUUCCCACUGUGGCCUUCGGGGGCUUCAUCGCCUCACGCAAACGUUUAGCGUAUCAAUGGCGAGAGGAGCUGAUGGACGCGGAGGGCAACAUAUACCCCGCGAUCACAGAAACGGAUAUGGAUUUUUUCCGCCGCGUCUCCCCGCCGCAUCGAAGCGAGGGGAAAGGUGAGCCCUUGACGGUGAAGGAUAACAUUGGGCUCUGUGUUUGCCCCGAUGCAAUUUCUGCCGAUGAACGUCACGUGCUCCUCGACGAGGUAAGGCAUUGGUCCGCGCGCCUCGGACAGAAGAUCGAUCAACGGAAGGUCUCUCUCGUCGAAAGUAGGGCCCACGCCGCGGGGGUAGACAUGAGCUACUACCGCGAUUUGACCAUCAUCUCCGACCACGCCGAAGACAUUCAGUUGAUUAAGGCACCUUGGGGAACGGGUGACCGCAUCAAGUACGAUAUGAUGCCAUCGGCGCUGCGCUACCUGGUGGACAAGACGCAACGAACCUUUAGUGGUGUCGGUCGCCUUCGCCAUGUCUACGUGGAGUAUUCACCCAGUGGUAAGUUCUACCGUGAGCCCCGGGCAACGAAAGCCUUUGACGGACACGAUUACGUCGUGAUUCCCCUUCGACGAGAUCAGCACGCUACUGUCGUUACAUUCUCUCCAUUGCUGCGGUCGAAGUUUGCAUUCGUGCAGGAGGUGCUGAAAAGCUCAUGGACAUCGCGGGACAUUGACGCCAUUGUCCCUUCAGGUGGCGCUCUUCGUGUGUACGGCAAGGCCCGCUACGAAUGGGCUUGGGGCAUUCGACCGUGUAGUGUCUGGUUCGGCCACAGCAGCAAUUCGCUACCGAUCUUGUCGUCGUCGCUUGACCCUUGUGGCUUCAUUGAACGUCUGAGGCGACGACUGUUUUUUCACCCGCGUGUGAAACAGCAGGCGGGACUGGACGCGGCGCUUGUUGUACUUCACUUCGAGGGGCCGCGUGACUCAAAUAAGCAGCGGUCGCUUCUGUUGCAGCCGGAGGGUCUCAUUUUUGGUACACCGCCGACUCCGGAGACGUACGAACGGUGGGUGGAGGAGCGGCCCUCCGAGGAGGCGGUUCGUGAAGGAGGUGUGUUCCUCUUUAUGGUAAAGAACUACCUGGAGAUGUUGCGCGUGAGCUGA
Molecule: messenger RNA, 1182 nt
Organism: Trypanosoma grayi
Lineage: Eukaryota; Euglenozoa; Kinetoplastea; Trypanosomatida; Trypanosomatidae
Exons: 1
Coding region: 1-1182 (393 amino acids)
Source: RefSeq, a predicted model, not a curated record